UACACAAAUGAUGAACAAGAAAGUCACAAUAAUAAUAAAAAGCCGAAAAGAAAGCCAUAAAAAAAAAAAAACAAGAUCCACCUCGAACCUCUCUCCACUCUCCCACUACACUCCAAUCCAAUCACAAUCAACCUCUCUUCUCUCUCUCUCUCACAACAACAACAACAACACCACUAUCUCUACCCCCUUGUUGUCUCCCAAACCCCAUCCCCAAUUAUCUCUCUCUAAUCCUUCAAUCAAAUUCCACAUCCAAUAAUGAGAGAAGACGAAUCAAAUUGGUUUUCACGAUGGGAAGAACAACUGCCUCCACCGGAAGAACUCAUGCCGUUAUCACAAACCCUAAUCACCCCUGAUCUAGCUAUGGCUUUCGAUAUCAGAAACCCUCACACCACAAACACCAACACUCUCAACGCUAAUCCGCAACACCAACAGUCUCAUCAAAAUCAACAUCAACAACAGCAACAUCAACCUUCUUCUCUUCCUUCCUCGACCGAGUUCGCCGAUUCCGGCGAACUCGGUUCGGGGACGGCCGGUGAAGAACCGGCCAGAACACUCAAAAGACCGCGGCUCGUUUGGACACCGCAACUUCAUAAACGUUUUGUUGACGCUGUGGCCCACCUCGGAAUUAAGAACGCUGUUCCGAAGACGAUAAUGCAGCUUAUGAGUGUUGAUGGGUUAACGAGAGAAAACGUGGCGAGUCACUUGCAGAAAUAUAGGCUUUAUCUUAAACGCAUGCAGGGGAUUUCCUCCGCCGGUGGCGGUGGUUCCGGUGGGGGGUCUGUUGGAGUCAAUGACCCUGCCACGGAUCAUCUGUUUGCUAGCUCGCCUGUGCCGCCGCAUUUUCUUCAUCCGGUUGCUCGGCCGAAUUCUGAUCAGUAUAUGCCUUUUGUUCCUGUACCUGUACCUGGCAUUCACCAUCAGCAUCAGCAUCAGCAGCACCUGGCGGCUGCUCAGUAUCAUCGGCCGGUCGGACAUUUUGGGUCGCCGCCGAAUGGGCACUUUGACAAUCCGUUCUUGUCUAGACAGCAACAUCAACAACAUCAACAGCAACACCAACACCAGCAGCAGCUUCAUAGGAUUGGGGCACAAUUGCAUCACAAUCCUGUUGGUGGUUAUGUCGAGGAUAUGGAAUCGGGGAAUGCGUCGGGAGGGAGAAAGGUUCUUACUUUGUUUCCAACCGGAGAUGAUUGAAUUUGGAUUAUAAUUAUAUAUAAUGUUAGAUCAUUGCUGGUGUAUUUAAUGUUUGGUCAGGUUCUUAGUUGUUAAUUUGUGUUAGGCUCAUUGGUUAUCUUGGUGUUAAUGUUACUAAUUGGUAUUGGAGUUGGAGUCUAUAUUCAAAGUUAAACUAUGCAGAUCCAAAAGCUCAACCGGUCUAUUAUCGAGUCCUAUAGAAAAGAAAAUUCCUUCUUCAGUUACCCUGUUCGUGUCGCGGUCUAUAUAUUCUGCAUCGGCUUCUGUUGACUGACAUUCAUCAUGAAUCAUGAUGUUACUUUUGGGAGAGAUUAUGCUAUCUCUGUCUUUGAAUCAGUAUUUGUGUGCUAUUUAAGGCUUCUUCUAUGUUGAUUUAUCACAUGGAUGUCUGAUAAUCGGCUGCAUCGCAAUUGUAAUUCAGAGUAUUACGGUUUGGGAAGUUUUGAAUUGGUAUUCAUGGCAGAGUUGUAAAAGCUGCAAGUUUGGUACUUAUCUCUGCAGAAAGACAUUAUCUCGGUAAAUACUAAGAGAAGCAUAUCCGAUUGGCACAUAUGACUGUGAAUUCUUCUAAAUUUGGGAGCCUCUAUGGUGAAAGACUUGUCUUUUCUGUGUAAUAUAGAGGUGAGUUGUACAUUGUUUGAUUCUAUAGAAAAGACUCAAAUGCCUGAUGUAAGGCAGUUGUUUAAAAUUCUAAUCUUACUCCAAUGUGAGGUUAAUUUCUCUAUGCUAGAUGAAAGUAAAACUAGUUUCUUUAAUUUCUGGGUUAACCCUGUUUAAAAGAACACAAUAAGCUCAUGUUUACUUAGUUGUGUAUUUCUUCGUAUUUGACUAUCAAAUUGCUCUUAACCAGUAUCUUAGCAUACUAUGUUUUUGAGGCACAUUAAUGUUCCAAGUUCCAAUUGUUCAAAUUGACUUUCUUUUUCUAGUUUUGGAUAUCGAAUUGAUGUGUACUUAAAUUGAGAGACUGUUAAAAUACAUUAUGUGAUGUGGCGUUCUGUUAGAAUGUUCGAAUUAUAGAAUUCUGAUAUUUAUCUGACAUUGAGCUUCACUAAGUUUGAAAAUUUCGACUCCGGUCAUUUGCAUAAUGUAGUUUAGGGCCAUCAUCUAGGAUGAGCAUAAAUUUUUGGUUACUCUAAUCAUGUGUUCAUGGGAACAUUAUGAGUUUUCGGUUCUGUCUAAUUUCCAGAGUUUGUUUGUGUAUUGUCUGCCAUCUUUCGAUUUUUCUUGAAUGUAUGAAGAAACAUUAAUUCUGGCUUCAGCGUGAUGAGAUCAUUUUUCGCAUAUAAACCAUUGAACCAUUUAGUCAAACCUGAAAAGGGGAAAAUUCUUGGUUAUUUGAUUGCUUGAAAUUUGUUUCCGUUGGAAUUCAAGUGUGAGUGGAUGAGUCCCACAUCAAUUAGAAAUGGAGAAAAUCUUAAAUAUUUAAGAGAAAAUUCCCAUACCCCUAAGCCUUGCUCCAUGAAAUCAUGUAAAUGUGUUGUCAUCUCUAACUUAUCUUUGUUUUCUCAAUAUUGUAAGCAAUUCAAUUUAAGCAUAAUUUUAAGAGUGACAAUAUCUUGAAUUCAGAAUUAUCUCUAAGACGAAGUCAUUAUAAACAAACAAUAAAUUUUAUUAAUAUAAUUUUUAAUCAUUAUCAUUAUACAUUAUUAUCAAGCUUACUAA
Vicia villosa (hairy vetch) is the source of this 2853-nucleotide messenger RNA. Its product is annotated as transcription factor MYBC1. The transcript has a single exon. Gene Ontology annotation, cellular component: nucleus. Lineage: Eukaryota; Viridiplantae; Streptophyta; Magnoliopsida; Fabales; Fabaceae. Gene Ontology annotation, biological process: regulation of DNA-templated transcription. The record is from RefSeq and is a predicted model, not a curated record. The coding region runs from base 256 to 1191 and encodes 311 amino acids. Gene Ontology annotation, molecular function: DNA-binding transcription factor activity; DNA binding.